Molecule: messenger RNA, 2441 nt
Organism: Sinocyclocheilus rhinocerous
Lineage: Eukaryota; Metazoa; Chordata; Actinopteri; Cypriniformes; Cyprinidae
Product: acyl-CoA-binding domain-containing protein 5A-like
Exons: 14
Coding region: 96-1634 (512 amino acids)
Biological process (GO): fatty acid metabolic process; pexophagy
Cellular component (GO): cytoplasm; peroxisome
Molecular function (GO): fatty-acyl-CoA binding
Source: RefSeq, a predicted model, not a curated record
CUGUCAGGUACGUAUUCAUGAGGUCGUAGUCUCCAGCACAGCAGGUAGAGCAGCAAAUGGUUUGAUCUCGAACUUGCUGUAGCGGUUAGAUUGUCAUGAUGGAGGGUGACAACAAACCAGUCUACGAGCAGAGGUUCAAUGCUGCUGUCAGAGUGAUACAAAAUUUACCUUCAAACGGUUCAUUUCAGCCUUCCAAUGACAUGAUGCUGAAAUUUUAUAGCUACUACAAGCAAGCAACACAAGGCCCCUGCAACAUUCCCCGUCCAGGAUUCUGGGACCCUAUUGGCAAAGCCAAAUGGGAUGCGUGGAAUUCUCUUGGGGAAAUGCCGAAGGAGGAGGCGAUGGCGGCCUAUGUGGAAGAUUUGAAACUGAUUCUGGAAAGUAUGCCUGUAACAAAUGAGGUCGAGGAGCUUCUGCAGGUCAUUGGACCGUUCUAUGAGCUCAUUGAUGAAAAGAAGAAGAUAUUGCAAGUGUCAGAUUUGAGCACAGCCCGCUUGGAAAGAUUUGCUAGGCAACUUGAAAGGUUUGGGAGCAUGCUAACAUCACCACCCAAAAGUGUCACAAAAAGCAUCAUCAGGACGAUGGAGAUGAACGGCAGCCUGGACAGUUACCCCAUCAAAAUAUCAGAAACUCCAAAGACCAAAUCAAUAGACACGGAAGACGGAGAAGAUGAUAAUGAGGAGGAAGAGGAGGAGAAAGAUGAAGAAGAGGAGGUUAAAGAGGUGAAAAAAGCCUCACAACUGAAGAAAAGGGCUUCUGCGGGAAGACCUAAAGGACGGGUAUCUAAUGGGAGUAUCGGCCAACAUAAAGUCCUUGCCAAUGGAACGCAUGGGUCUAAGUCUGAUCUGAACAGGCAGGAGUCAGAAGAAGACUCUAAAAGCUUUAACCAUGAUAGAGACGUCAUAGAGCUGAAUGGACACAUCAAAGGUGAGGAGAAGGACAUUGGGGAAGACGUGUCCAGUUCUCACCAUGUGGCCAGUGAUUCGGACAGCGAGGUGUACUGUGACUCCGUCGACCAGUUUGGUGCAGAAGAGGGAUCUGAGCUACAUGUCAGCCACUCACUGGACGUGGCCGAGGAGAGCCACAGCACACUAUCCCCCACAGGAGAGAUCAGAUCACAAGAGGAACUGCUGGGACAGGAGGAAGGCAUGCAGCACGGCGGAGAAGACGGGCCGAGCAGUAGAGGCGGUUCUCAGAGGCAGGGACUUCCUGUGAAUAGAAGUGGCAGUUCUGUGGUCAGGAGGGGAAGAGGGUCCAGGUCACCUGCCUUUGGCUCGGGGUCAGCGGGACCGCAGCAGGGCAGUGGGGGAGAUGGGGAACGCUCGGGGACGGAUGGAUCGGCAACACAGAAUCUAAAUGAACAGAUAAUCUGUGCUCUGGCCAGACUGCAGGACGACAUGCAGAGCGUGUUAGAGAGGCUACAGACGCUGGAAGCUCUCACAGCCUCGCAGGCCCGAUCCUUAGCGCUGCCAUCAGACUACCUGUCACCACCUGCAAAUAAAACGAAGAAGAAGCCAUCCUGGUGGCCUUUUGAUGUGUCUCCUGGAACUGUGGCCUUUGCUGUCAUCUGGCCGUUUGUGGUGCAGUGGCUCAUCCGUCUGUAUGUGCAGCGCAGGAGAAGAAGAAUCAACUGAAAGGAAUCGACUGAUGGUUCGACACCUCUGCAGACCCAGAGGACAGCCGUGGAGGAGGGUGUUUCUCAGCCUGUCCCGUGAUCUCUAACUCCUGCUUUUGCACUAUGAUGACAACUCUAAGAAUUAGCAAAUGGAAAGACAGAGUGAAUGUACGGCGAUGCAGCUUAUCACAAGCUUUUUUGUGCUAAGUCGGAAAUCCCCAAUUUCAGUAAUUAAAAGUAGAAUUUUCGUGUGUUCUGCGCACAUAGCUGCUAUCUGUCAUUAAUACUGUAGCAAAGUGGAAGAUGCACUGGUGAUUUCUGCUUGAAUAUCUUUGAUUCUUGCCGUGUUUGACAGAAAAGAGCCCAUAUUUGGGGUUUGAACCGUAAUGGGAAUAAAUCAGGACUCCCCAAAUUGUCAGAGGUUGUAUGAGUAAGAUUUUUAAAUGUACAUAAAUAUCUAGACUUGGCGUUUGCUCAAAUGAGCUGUGGUGCUCUUUAAAGCCAUAACGAAAAAAACAUGCAUAUUAAACUGACCCUUUGCUUUGGAAAUCUGAGAAAAGAGUCAGAAGGCAAAUUACGUUCUUCAUCCAUUCAACAUCCCAUCAUGAUGCCUGCAAAGAUCUGACCUAUUUGAUAGGGCUGUGCAAUUAAUCGCAUGCGAUUGUCAUGCGCAUCUCGUCAGUAAAGCCGGUUCCGUGAUUGGUAGUAAAUCGCCAUCACCUGCUUUCAGAUGGAGCGGCAUUUAGAGCCGUAGUUCACUUCAAUUAAGCAAUAUCGCGUUCAUAAUCGCAGAUGAAUCGCAUUCGAUUAUGAACGCGAUAUUGCC